Molecule: messenger RNA, 1050 nt
Organism: Didymella exigua CBS 183.55
Lineage: Eukaryota; Fungi; Ascomycota; Dothideomycetes; Pleosporales; Didymellaceae
Exons: 1
Coding region: 180-848 (222 amino acids)
Source: RefSeq, a predicted model, not a curated record
CUUGGACUUUGUCCUCCAUCAUUGCAGAGAGUAUAAAUCACUUCAUCGUCCACCCUCGGACACUGCACUGCUCUACAACCAUCUCAUCCUCUCUACAAACGCGCUUGAAUACAUCCAACGUUGCUAAGCACUUGAAUACAUCCAACGCUACCAAGCACUUGCUCACUCACAAGCCUGCCAUGCCAUCCUUCGCAUACCACCACACCCGCUCCCGCUCCCGCAGCCGCGAGCGCACCCUACCUCCCCUCCCGCGGCGCACAUCCUUCAAGCGCCAACGUCUCUUCCCCUCCGACUCCGACGAGGAGUACGACGACUACCCCUACUCGGGCGCACACCGCCCCUCGCGUGCCCUCGUCACGCGCAGCACGCCCUCCCAGCUCGAGCGCUGGAACAUAUGGUCCUCGCCCCAUCGCGAGCAGCGGUGCGACUCUGGCGCCGAAGAAACGAGCCACGAGCGAAGACGCAGACGCGCGUCCUUCGCGGAUCGAGUGAACGAGGAUGGGGAGCGGGAGAUUCGCGUCCGGGUUGCGAGACUGAGGGAGAGGGAGACGAGGCUCAGCCCCCUGCCGGCGAGGUGUCGUGCCGAGUCUGACGAUGAGAGGGUGAGGCCGAGUGUGUGGAGUGCUGAGCUUUUUAGGAGGGAUAGGUGUGUUAGUGAAGAUUAUGAGGCGAGGGAGCGUGCGCGGUCGAGGUCUAGAGAGCGGAGGAGGGAGAAGUUUUGGGAUGGUGAUGAUGAGGAUGAGCUUGUCGAUAGGGAGUUUGAUGGGGAGAGGGUGGUCAGGUAUAGGAGGAUCAAGAGGACGAGGACGGACGAGUGGAGACCGCUGUCUGGUUGGCGGAGGUCGUGAGGGCAAUUCCCUGAAGUGAAUCCUGUCUGUUCCAGAGUAUGACGUUGCGAAUUCUGCUUUGUCCUUCAGAGCGAGCUGGAUUAAAUGGGCGGUAUCUGAUAUUCCUGAUGUCCUUACUCUUUCAAGAGUGGAUGGCGUUACGGCUUUGAGGCGCACAAUACCCAGAAGCAAUCAAAGUAUGUGGUAAUAAUAAGAUUGAAGU